Messenger RNA from Schistosoma mattheei, 2325 nucleotides. NCBI's taxonomy places the organism in Eukaryota, Metazoa, Platyhelminthes, Trematoda, Strigeidida, Schistosomatidae. The record is from the annotation of a GenBank genome assembly.
AUGGCUUUACUGAAGUUUGGAAGAACGCAAGACAUCUCUUUGACAGUAGAAAAAUCUGAAAAGUUGGAUUUUAAUGUUUCACCAGGUGUUCAUAACUUCCUCUCUCUAUCACCAACUGCAUCAACUAGAGGUAAAUAUAAACGAACAAAAAAACUGAAGAACCAGUCUUCAUUUACCACUGAUCCACACCCAACUUCUAUGAUGGCAAAGGAAAAUAAAUAUUCAAAUCGUACAAGUGGACUAACUCCAAGUGCCAAACGUUUGCACAUGAGCUGUUCUGCGUCAGCUUCACCCAUAAAGUCAGUAAUAAUCCAUGAACGUCCAACACGAUCCCAGUCAAGUAGCCCUUGCGGAAAACUUAGAACUCAUUCCUUGGGUAAUAAUUCAUAUGAUGUCUGUUCUGUUCGUCGACACAAAUCGACUGGUAAUGAAUGCAUUUUAUCGGACUCAUCAUCCAUUGUACCCAGUCCAAACAUAUUUUCGAAUGGGAUUUUUGACUUCACAAUGUGUGAUCAAUGUUCUGAUUUACGAUCUCAAUCAUUAGAUUCUUGGAUGGAUCAUUUAGGUGAAUUACAUCCUAUACCAGUUCAUUGGCCAAGUUCACGUGCUGAUCGUCUUAGUGAAAAAGAAAAAAAAUAUCCUUAUACCGCAGUUGUUGGCUCUAACAAAAAACGUAAAGCAUCUGCAAUUCCUCGACCGCUAAAUAGUUUUAUGAUUUUCGCCCAAUACCUUCGAAGAAUCAUACUGCACUGGUUCCCCGAUGCACCUAAUGUACACAUAAGUCAACGAGUGGGACAACUAUGGAGAAAACUAGAUUUGAAAAUGCGUGAAUUUCCUGACUAUAAGUAUAAACCUAAAAAACGUGCACGUAAUGUAAAUAGCGAUGACAACAAAAUUGAAGCUGAUGAAUGUAUUCCCAAGUCAGAAAUCGUCGUACAAAUUACAUCGAAAUCGAUUACGUCUAAUAACAACAAUAAUUCUAAAAUGAACCAUGAGAAUGUUGCAUUUCCCGUUGAUCAAAAUUUUUCCACUCGCUUGAACAAUCAAAAUUCUGAUGAAAAUCAUGCUCAAAACCAAACGCCAGUGAUAAUUGAACAAAACCGAACAUCUGUUGUUAACUCUAUCAAUUGCUGCAGAAAUUACUUACAACCAAAUCCACAGGUAAAUAAUAAAUUGAACAUGGAAUUAUACCAACCAGUAAAAGUAGAUUAUAAUUAUUCCCAUGCAACAUGUGUUAGCAAUCCAUAUGACAAAAGAGUGUUCAUAUCACCUGUCAUAAAUGACAACUAUAUUUCUAAGGAAAAUAAAGAAGUCGACGAAACAAUGACAUUAUUAGUUACUGAUAGUGGGGACAUCGAACAUGUAACUUAUCAAUUGCAUAAAAUUAUACCAUGUCAAACUAUUGACGGAAUAACUGAAUCCCUGAUAUCACCAUUGUCACUAAACCAGGAAAAUCAAAUCAAGGAAAUUCGAAUUUUGAAUAUACAGUCACCAACUGUUCAACAACUUGUAAAUGAACAGCCAAUGAUAUAUCGUACUUUCCUGUGUGAACCUCCCAAAGCGACUUUUAUUAGGCAGUCUACAGUAAUCCCAAUUAAAACAAAUUCCUCAAUGUUAAAUGGCAUGCUGCUGGAUACUAAUAUGAAUAAUUUAAGUUUUCAGCCAUUCAUUACACAAACAAAUGACAGCACCACAUCAUACUUACCUCCGACUUCCUCUAAAAUUGGAUUUAAUCAUGAUAAAGUAAAUUCUAAUCCUUUGUCGGAAAUCAAACUAGGAAAUAUUGAAUCUCAAUAUAACAACUUGGCGAGCACCUGUAACCAUAAUAUAAGUUAUCCAAGAGAAGGACUAAGUACAAAAGAUGUUAGAAAGGACAGUCAGGUGUUAAAUUCUAAACAAGAUAUUAGUGAUGAAAAGAAGUCUGCUACUACUGAUUUAUAUGGUGUGUUAUCCAGUCGUCAUAUAAAUACGUCCCUAUUCGUGGAGAACCUCAAGUCAAAGUAUGAAGACGAAAAUGUCGAUACAGCACUCAGUUUUAAUGAUAUUGAAACAUGCAAGUCAGGAACUUCUCUUGACGAACUUGAACAGAUCACUUUAUUUUCUUGUGAUAGUAAUAACGACUUCUUACAGACUAUACACUCUUCGAAUCUACCGACUGAAAACUCCCCAUUAAUUUUACAGUCUGCAAGUAUUAACAACUGCCCACAAACAAAACUAUCGCCUAAAGACUCAGUCUUACGUACAGAUAAAUUCACGCACCCUAACGGCUUGCCAAGUAUUGAAUCAUGGACAUUUGGAACAUCAAAGUCUUUCCAACGAAGUUGA